GUCCCUCUGCAACCUUUUAAGCCUCUACUGAGAGACAGGAGGAGCACCGCUGCAUUUCAGGUGAAGUGCAGGGACUGUGGAGCUUUUGGGCACAAGGCAUCCAGCAGGAGGUGCCCCAUGAAGCACUGGGGCAGGGCCCUCGACCUCCAGGCUUUGGGCUCCAGGAAGCUGAAGGAGAACGUAGAACCACGGAGUCAGCAGGACCAGGAGAACCCUGGGCCCUUGAAGCAGGCUGAGAGGAAGAAGGGAGAGGGACCAAGGCAAGAAGCCCGGCAGAGGGAGGCCCUGCUCCAGAGAUUCCCCAGGAAACCCCAAAGGGGGCAGAAGCAAACCUGGAAGGAUUGCACAGAAUCCUGCAGCUAUGUGAGGCGUCCACACACGCCGAUGCCCGUCUAUACCACCAAGAGGGCGUCUGUCCUGGAGGCUCCCCUCCCAUGGGAGCCACCUACCCAAUCCGCUGACACGAGAGCCGGGUACCACUCAGCGGCUCCUCUCAGAAGCCCUUCAGGGAGCUUCUUCCCCCCUGGUGCACGACAUGAGGUACAGCGAGUGGUGUCCCCUGACAGACUCCUGGCAUGCCAACCCUAUGCCGGGGAGAGUGGCCUGGUUGUCCAUCUGACAGCAAAGAGGCCCCAAGAAGACUCCCUUGAAGUUUCCCAAGCUCUGUCCAAGGUGGAUGGCGUGCAGCAUGGCCAGGCACCAGCCAAGGGUCCCGAGCAGAAUGCACGUCCUAAUGCAAGCCACGGUAUGGUUCAGACUUCCCCAAACCACCUCAAGACAGCAGGCAAGAGAGGUGUUCAGAUCUCUCUAGAGACGGGCCUGAACCCCCGAAAGAAAGCACGCUGGAGCCCCUUCCAGCACCACCACAAGAGCAUACAGGAAAGCCAUCUGGGGGCUUCAGAGAGUCUGUGUCCUCCAGCAAGGAGAAGUGCAUAUGGACCCCCAGCAGCACCCCCACUGACCAGGAAGACACCUGCCCCAGUGCGAGUCAUCGACCUGCAGCCUGCCUGCCCCCGACCUCUCCUGGAAACGGUCCAGGCAUGCAUAGAAGCCCCACGUCCGCUUUCCAAGCCCACCCCUGGCAAGCCCCUGAGAAUGGUCUUCACGAGAUUGGACAAAGCCUGCUGGAGCUGCAGGUUCCUAACACCUCCCUUGCUCCAUCCUGCUGAGAAGUCAGCCCCUCUUGGUCAGGGCCCUCCUGUCAUUCGGAAAUCCGAGGGAUUCUUUGGUCACGUCCCUGUGAGUGUCCUCCAUGAGGACCUGCAGGUGUCCUCGUCCUCUGAAGACAGUGGGAGAGAGUGA
Molecule: messenger RNA, 1302 nt
Organism: Lutra lutra (Eurasian river otter)
Lineage: Eukaryota; Metazoa; Chordata; Mammalia; Carnivora; Mustelidae
Product: putative protein FAM90A14P
Exons: 4
Coding region: 118-1302 (394 amino acids)
Source: RefSeq, a predicted model, not a curated record